AUGGGUUUCCUUCUUGGUAACAGUAAAACGGCUUACACCAUUAACGGGUCGGCCAAUAAUGGGGUGCGGGAUGAGAAAAAGGUGCGACAAACGGACGAAAAGACGGCACCACAGGACAACCGUACCGCAAGCGGCAAGGAGUGGAAGGAGGUAAGCACGUUCCGUCGCAUCCUGCCCCAGAUAUUGGCCAGUACGGCCAAAAAUUUCCUCCUGCUCGAUCUCGGCAUGGCGGUCGCGUUUCCGACGAUUGUGAUUCCGGCACUGCGGGGAAUAAAAAAUCGUGCCCCGGACGAGUUCCUGCACUUUACGCCCCAGGAAGCAUCGUGGUUUGGAAGCAUUGCCUACAUCUGCCAGCCGGUAGGAAGUGUCCUGUCCGGGAUUAUCCUUGAACCGCUCGGACGCAAACGAUCGAUGAUUCUAGUCAACAUUCCGCACAUAAUUGGAUGGUUUAUGCUACACUUUGCCGGAUCGCUCGAGGAAAUGUACACGGCGGCGAUCCUGCUCGGAUUGGGUGUUGGAUUUAUGGAGGCUCCGAUCGUGACCUACGUUGGAGAGAUCUGCCAACCAUCGAUCCGAGGAAUACUAACAUCCUGUGCCGGUGUCGCCGUAAUGCUCGGAUUCUUCAUGGUUUAUCUACUCGGAACCGUUACCACGUGGCGCACAACGGCAGCCAUUUGUGCCUCCAUCCCGAUCGCCACGAUGAUUGCGAUCUGUUUCGUACCGGAAACACCGAUGUGGCUGCUGUCCAAAAACCGGGCCGAUGAUGCCCUCAAGUCCCUGCAAUGGCUGCGUGGCUGGGUGUCGCCGAAAGCCGUCGAGCAAGAGUUCCAGGAGAUGAAACGAUACAGCCUGCAUUCGGCGAAAUGUGCCAUCUGUGAGAAAAGUGGUGCCACCACCACCUGUCAGCAUCCACCACUGACCGAGUGGACAAAGUUGAAGGAAUUGACGCGCAAGAGAAACUUGCGCCCAUUCGUACUUGUGAUGCUGUUUUUCGUGUUUGGUCAGCUAAGUGGGUUGACCGGCAUGCGACCGUAUCUGGUGCAGAUCUUCCAGGCGUACGGUGUACCGCUGGACGCUAACUGGGCUACCGUAUCGACCGGAUUGCUAGGACUGAUCGCCAACAUUGUCUGCAUGGUCAGCAUAAAGUUUGUCGGAAAACGAAGGCUCGCCAUUACAUCGAUGACUGUGACCGCGUUGUCGUGUAUUUCGUUGUCGAUAUAUGCGUUCAACACGUUCCCACCGGGGUGGACCUCGUUCGACAACCAUCCGGGCACGAGCCACGUCACAUCGCUGGGUUACAUUCCGAUGGUUCUCUUCUUUAUGCUGGCAUUUUUCACCAGCGUUGGCGUACUGCCCGUACCCUGGAUUUUACUCAGCGAGGUCUUUCCAUUCCGAAAUCGAAGCCUGGCGUGCGGUAUUACGGCCGCUCUACACUAUGUCAUGUCGUUCGUGACGACGAAAACGUACUUCAACCUCGAGAGUGCAUUCUCACUGCCGGGGGUUAUUCUAUUCUACGGUGUGAUGGGCCUAAUCGGACUCGGCUUUGUGUACUUCUUCCUACCCGAAACGGAAAAACGAACCCUGGAAGACAUCGAGCUGUACUUCUCCGACAACAAGCGCAAACUGACGGACAUUUACAUUCCACGACGAAAUCGGGACGAAGAGAUGGUAGCGGUCGUAUCGAAACUCGAAACCGAAAAGGCGAUGGAAAAGCAGGGCAUCGACAACGCCGUCUUUACGGAGGGCGAUAAAUAAC
This is a messenger RNA of Anopheles maculipalpis, 1756 nucleotides long. RefSeq names its product facilitated trehalose transporter Tret1-like. The coding region runs from base 1 to 1755 and encodes 584 amino acids. Gene Ontology annotation, cellular component: membrane. The transcript has 5 exons. Gene Ontology annotation, molecular function: transmembrane transporter activity. Gene Ontology annotation, biological process: transmembrane transport. Lineage: Eukaryota; Metazoa; Arthropoda; Insecta; Diptera; Culicidae. The record is from RefSeq and is a predicted model, not a curated record.